This is a messenger RNA of Closterium sp. Yama58-4, 489 nucleotides long. The record is from the annotation of a GenBank genome assembly. NCBI's taxonomy places the organism in Eukaryota, Viridiplantae, Streptophyta, Zygnematophyceae, Desmidiales, Closteriaceae.
AUGAUCCCCGGGGAUCAGGGGGCGGGUGGGGAAGGGCUUGCAUUUGUGGUUGCAGCAGCUGCUGGCAAGGGGGCGAGUGUGGGGCUGGGAGGGGUGGGGAGGCGGAGUGUGGCGGUGGAGUUUGACUCGGUGCUGAGUGUGAAGCACAGCGACCCCAACGACAACCACGUGGGCGUCAAUGUGGGCGGCUCACCUGUGUCCCUCGCCUCUGCCACGGCCCCUCUCAUCCUCAACGACGCCCACACCAAGCACGCCUGGAUCCACUACGACCCCACCAGCGCCGGCACCCUCCGAGUCUUCCUCUCCUCCGACCCCCACCAGCCCCCCACCCCCACCCUUACAGCAAGCGUGUCUCUCUGCUCCGUGCUCAAGCCCACUGCAUCCGACUCUCUCUUCCUCUUCGGCUUCGUUGCCCUCUCAGGCAGCCAGCCCCAAAGCCAUGCCGUUUUGUCCUGGAGCUUCAUCACAGAUAUUCCCUCUUCUCUGUAA